Messenger RNA from Pteronotus mesoamericanus, 3057 nucleotides. RefSeq names its product nucleotide binding oligomerization domain containing 2 (gene NOD2). NCBI's taxonomy places the organism in Eukaryota, Metazoa, Chordata, Mammalia, Chiroptera, Mormoopidae. The transcript is spliced from 11 exons. Gene Ontology annotation, molecular function: protein binding. Gene Ontology annotation, cellular component: cytosol. The coding region runs from base 10 to 3057 and encodes 1015 amino acids. Gene Ontology annotation, biological process: response to muramyl dipeptide; defense response to bacterium; intracellular signal transduction. The record is from RefSeq and is a predicted model, not a curated record.
GGUUGUGAAAUGUGCACACAGGAGGCUUUCCGGGCGCAGAGGAGCCAGCUGGUGGAGCUGCUGGCCUCGGGGUCCCUGGAGGGCUUUGAGAGCAUCCUGGACUGGCUGCUGUCCUGGGAAGUCCUGUCUUGGGAGGAUUAUGAGGGCCUCAGCCUCCCGGGCCAGCCCCUCUCCCGCUUGGCCAGGCGCCUCCUGGACACGGUCUGGGAUAAAGGUGUGUGGGGCUGUCAGCAGCUCAUCGCCGCCGUGCAGGAGGUGCAGUCCGACAGCGCAUCCCCGACGCUGACGCCACGUGGCCGCUGGGACCCCCGCUCACCCCACCCAGCCCGGGACCUGCAGAGUCACCGACCGGCCAUUGUCAGGAGGCUCUACAGCCAUGUGGAGGGUGUGCUGGAGCUGGCGCAGGCGCGCGGUUUCAUCAGCCCCUACGAGUGUGAUGAAAUCAAGCUGCCCAUCUUCACGUCAUCCCAGCGGGCGAGAAGGCUCCUUGAUCUGGCCACGGUGAAAGCCAACGGGCUGGCUGCCUUCCUCCUACAGCACGUUCCGGAGUUGCCGGGCCCGCUGACCCUGCCUUUCGAAGGUAUGUAUGUGGAGAAGUACAUCUCCAAGCUGAGGACCACGGUCUCCGCCCAGUCUCGCUUUCUGAGCACCUACGACGGGACAGAGAAUCUUUGCCUGGAGGAAAUAUACACGGAGAAUGUUCUGCAGGUCCAGACGGAGGUGGGCGUCACCGGACCCCCGCAGCAGAGCCCUGCCCCCCUGGGCCUGGGGGAGCUCUUCAGCGCCCGUGGCCACCUCAACGAGGACGCGGACACCGUGUUGGUGGUGGGUGAGGCGGGCAGCGGCAAAAGCACGCUCCUGCAGCGGCUGCACUUGCUGUGGGCUGCGGGGCGGGGCUUCCAGGAGUUUCUCGUUGUCUUCUCAUUCAGCUGCCGGCAGCUGCAGUGCGUGGCAAAACCCCUGUCCGUGCGGACGCUGCUCUUUGAACACUGCUGUUGGCCUGAUCUUGGCCAAGAAGACGUCUUCCAAUUCCUCCUUGACUGCCCUGACCGUGUCCUCUUAACCUUCGAUGGCUUCGAUGAGUUCAGGUUCAAGUUCACGGACCACGAGCGUCACUGCUCUCCGACCGACCCCACGUCUGUCCAGAAUCUGCUCUUCAACCUCCUGCAGGGCAACCUGUUAAAGAACGCCCGCAAGGUGCUGACCAGCCGCCCGGACGCGGUGUCGACGCUCCUCCGGAAGUACGUGCGCACGGAGCUCCACCUCAAGGGCUUCUCCGAAGACGGCAUUGAACUGUACCUGCGGAAGCGCCACCGGGAACCCGGCGUGGCCGACCGCCUCAUCCGCCUGCUCAAAGAGACCUCGACCCUCCACGGUUUGUGCCACCUUCCCGUCUUCGCCUGGAUGGUCUCCAAAUGCCACCAGGAACUGCUGCUGCAGGGCGGGGGGUCCCCGAAGACCACCACGGAUAUGUACCUGCUGUUCCUGCAGCAUUUGCUGCCGCACGCCUCCCCGCCAAACUCGGCCCCCCAUACGCUGGGACCCGGCCUGCUUCGAGGCAGACUCCCCUCGCUCUUGCACCUCGGCCGCCUGGCUUUCUGGGGCCUGGGCGUGAGCUGUUAUGUGUUCUCAGCCAGGCAGCUCCAGGCAGCGCAGGUGGACGAGGAGGACAUUUCUCUUGGCUUCCUGGUGCGGGCGCAGAGGGUCGUGCCCGGGAGCGCGCCCUCGCUGGAGUUCCUACACAUCACUUUCCAGUGCUUUUUUGCUGCCUUCUACCUGGCGCUGAGUGCCGACGUGACGCCCUCCUCGCUCAGGCACCUCUUCAGCUGCCGUCGGACAGGGAGCUCACCGCUGGCCACGCUGCUGCCCGCGCUGUGUGUGCCGGGCCCGCGGUGCAAGGAGGGCAGCGUGGAGGCUUUGCUGCAGGAGGCGGAGCCGCACAACCUCCAGAUCACGGCGGCCUUCCUGGCGGGGCUGCUGUCCCAGGAGCACCGGGGCCUGCUGGCCCAGUGCCGGGCGUCUGAGAAGGCGCUGCGGCGGCGCCAGGCCCGUGCCCGCUGGUGUCUGGCUCGCAGCCUCCGUCGGCACUUCCGCUCCAUCCCGCCGGCCCUGCCGGGCGAGGCCAAGAGCAUGCACGCCAUGCCCGAGUUCAUCUGGCUCAUCCGCAGUCUGUACGAGCUGCGGGAGGAACGUCUGGCGCGGGAGGCUGUGCGCGGGCUCCGCGUCGAGCACCUCAAGCUGACGUUCUGCAGCGUGGGCCCCGCCGAGUGUGCCGCCCUGGCCUUCGUGCUGCGGCACCUCCGGCAGCCCGUGGCCUUGCAGCUGGACCACAACUCCGUGGGUGAUAUCGGUGUGGAGCAGCUGCUGCCCUGCCUCCAUGUCUGCAAGGCCCUCUACCUGCGAGAUAACAAUAUCUCAGACCGAGGCAUUUGCAAGCUUGUUGAACACGCCCUUCACUGUGAGAGGCUGCAGAAGUUAGCUUUAUUCAACAACAAACUGACCGACGGCUGCGCGCAGUCCAUGGCCAGGCUCCUGGAGUGCAGGCGGAACUUCCUGGCCUUGAGGCUGGGGAACAACCAUAUCACCUCCGCCGGAGCCCAGGUGCUGGCCAGGGGGCUCAGAGCCAACGCCUCCCUGCAGUUUCUGGGGUUCUGGGGCAACAAGGUGGGUGACAAGGGGGCCCAGGCCUUGGCGGAAGCCGUGGGCAACCACCGGAGCUUGAGGUGGCUCAGCCUGGUGGGGAACAACAUCGGCAGUGUGGGCGCAAAAGCCUUAGCGCUGAUGUUGGAGAAGAACGUGGUGCUGGAAGAACUCUGCCUGGAGGAGAACCAUCUCCGAGAUGAAGGUGUGUGCUCUCUCGCCGAAGGACUUACAAGAAAUUCAAGUUUGAAAGUCCUCAAGCUGUCCAACAACUGUGUCACCUACCACGGGGCGCAAGCCCUCCUGCAGGCCCUUGAGAGGAACGGUUCCAUCCUGGAAGUCUGGCUCCGAGGAAACACUUUGUCUCCUGAGGAAAUCGAGCGGCUCAGCCACAGGGACCCCAGGCUCCUGCUGUGA